AUGGCUGAUUUGGACUUAGGCUCAGCUUCCCACUUUGUUUCUCAGCUCCACCUCCAAAGACCACAGGAAUCCGAUGAAGAAACCAAUAGAAAUCAGUUUUCCGGCGAAAACAACGAUAACUCGCAUCAAGGUCUGGAGUUUGGAACAUCCAAUACAAGUUUAGGUGACAUGGUGGCGCGUCGGCAGCGCGGCCGUCCACCAGGGUCGAAGAACAAGCCAAAACCCCCGGUUAUUAUCACCCGAGAAAGCGCGAACACGCUUCGGGCUCAUAUUCUGGAGGUCAGCAGUGGCUGCGAUGUGUUUGAGGCAGUGGCUAUCUAUGCAAGGAAGAGACAAAGGGGGAUUUGUAUAUUGGGUGGAACAGGUACUGUCAACAAUGUUACUGUACGGCAGCCAGCUUCAGCCGGCUCUGUGGUGACCCUUCAUGGUCGGUUCGAAAUUUUAUCCCUAUCUGGUUCCUUCCUGCCGCCACCAGCUCCGCCAGGCGCCACUAGUUUGACUAUAUAUUUAGCUGGUGGACAAGGCCAAGUUGUAGGAGGAAAUGUGGUGGGUGCUUUGAUUGCUUCUGGGCCAGUUAUCAUCAUCGCAGCUUCAUUCACCAACGUGGCUUAUGAGAGGCUGCCGUUGGACGAAGACGAAACGAUCCAGAUGCAACCACCGGUGUCGCAGCCGUCUGGUAGCGGUUUGAGCAGCCAAUUUCCUGAUCCAUCUGUGGGACUUCCUUUCUUCAAUUUACCACUGAAUAUGCCUAAUGGGCAGCUGCCAAUGGAUGGUGCAUGGACCGGAAACACUGCCGGCCGGACGCAAUAUUAG
Fraxinus pennsylvanica is the source of this 813-nucleotide messenger RNA. NCBI's taxonomy places the organism in Eukaryota, Viridiplantae, Streptophyta, Magnoliopsida, Lamiales, Oleaceae. The record is from the annotation of a GenBank genome assembly.